CGAUACUCUUCGAUUACAUGCAAACACAAUUAUCGUAAAGUGGACCGUUUGCCGCAAAGUAUUAUUACUUUCGUUUAAGGCAUAGAAAAUGAAAGUGUAUUUAUUAAAGCGAACACUUUGAUUGAUUUAAUCAAUAUUAUAAGACACAAAAACUUUACAACAGUGCCAUCCUUACCAAAAUUACCUUUUGAGAACUGUUUACACAAACGUAAAUAACAAUCUGAUGACAUGUAUUGCAGAAACGUGAAUACCAUCGCUAUGAAAAUCAUCUCAGUCCAUCCAACGACUAUGGCAUCGAAGUUUGAAUCCUCCAUUCAGAGGGGCUGUGAUUUCACCCAUGAUUUCGUCUGUUCCCCAUGCGAAGAAGAUAGAUUGAACACGGAAGCUCAAUAUUUCUGUAAUCAGUGCACGAAAUGUUACUGCGUAAACUGUGUCCCAGUUCACAACAAGCUAUUCAAGAGACACUCGGUACUCGACCGGAAGGACGUGAAGAAAUGGGCAGCAGCACCAGGGACGGUGGACGUCCUUGAGAGAUGCGAGAGGCACCCCGGGGAGGCGCUCAAGCUGAUCUGUGGUGACCAUGACCAGCUGUGUUGCCAUGUGUGCGUUGCCGUGGAUCAUAGGUAUGUUUCAAAGACGAUUUAAGUUAAAAUAAAACAA
Messenger RNA from Mya arenaria, 660 nucleotides. Its product is annotated as tripartite motif-containing protein 66-like. NCBI's taxonomy places the organism in Eukaryota, Metazoa, Mollusca, Bivalvia, Myida, Myidae. The transcript is spliced from 2 exons. The record is from RefSeq and is a predicted model, not a curated record. Gene Ontology annotation, biological process: positive regulation of DNA-templated transcription. Gene Ontology annotation, molecular function: zinc ion binding; ubiquitin-protein transferase activity. Gene Ontology annotation, cellular component: chromatin; nucleoplasm. Bases 229 to 645 code for a protein of 138 amino acids.